UGCCGAAGAGACACCCGAAAUGCCUAAAUGCUACAUUAUCCUGAACUUCCAAGUUCCAACCGCCAUCAACAGAAAUUCUGCGCAAAGAAAAAGAAAUCUUGAAACUCCAUCUAUUCCGGGUUCUCUCUCUCAAGUAUAUUCGAAUCCAUGGCGAUUUCAAUACCAGUGAACUUCAGUUGCAAUACUCCAGUAAACCAGAGCCCCCAAUCUUCUUCAUACUCAACGACAUUAGUUUCUUUUCCUUUCAUACCUUCCCUUCAAACUCUUUCAAAAUCUCACAUUUGCUUCGCGUUAUCUUCCUCUAAAAUAGAAGACACUGGUGGAUUCGAGCAGAGAGAGGAGGCACGGUGGCUCCGGGAGGAGCAGCGGUGGCUCAGGGAGGAGCAGCGGUGGCUUCGAGAAGAGAUCCGGUGGAAAGCAGAACGAGAAGCUCUCUUGAGAGAAGUUCAGGUCCUGCAGCAUCAAAUUCAGGAGCUCAAAAGUUGGAGUUCAUUGCAGGAAGCUUCCGUCUCCAGCGUGUCACCUCAUGAAGUGCAGUUGUUGGAAGAAGUGAAUGACGAGGGGUCGGCGACCAAUUUAAAUACCACAGGAGCAAUGUCGUUGGUCAUGGAGACAUCAAAGGAAAAAGAGGAAGUUGUUGUAAAGGAAAUUGUUAAAGAUGUGGAGGAAGAGGCCAGAGAAGUGAAGAGGGAAAUUUUGAGGAAGGGAUCUGAAGGAGAUGAUGUUUGUCUCAUGCAGGAGGCACUGCUAAGGCUGGGAUUUUAUUGCGGUGAGGAGGAAAUGGAGUACUCUACUUUUUCUACUGGAACAGAGCAUGCUGUAAAAACAUGGCAGGCUUCAUUUGGAGCCCGAGAAGAUGGCAUUAUGACUUCAGAACUUCUUGAGAGGUUAUUCGUGCAACAAAAAUUUGUGAACUCUAACUUGAGAUUGAAAAGCAAUCCAGAACAACAUGUUCUAGAAUCUUCAAAGGUGUGUGCAAAUGGAGCACCAAUUGCUUCUAUUAUGGGAAUAUCAGAAUUUGAGCAAAAAGUCGUCAAAGGGGACAUGGAAACCGAUGUGACCCACCGUAGAGUGUUCCUACUCGGAGAGAACCGGUGGGAAGAACCAUCCAGCCGGCUUAAGGGAAACACACAAUCAGCUUCAACCAAGAGUUCAAGUGACAUGACAACAAGAAAGUGUCUCACUUGCCACGGCGAUGGCCAAUUAAUAUGCAUGGGGCCGUUAGCACUUCAAUCAUGUGAAGAGACGCAGCAAAAGCGACCUUACACUUGGUGUGCUUGAGAGGAAUGAUGUCAUUAGCUGUUGUUUGACAUAAUUGUUCUUCAUUAGGGUAAACAAUUCCGCACUGCUUGGCAGUUGGCAUGCCAAGUAAUCAAGACAUGGAUUUUUACAAUUUUAGCAUAUACUACGUAUAACAAACACUGUUCUUUUUUCAACUGAAUAAAUUCUCAUUGUGCAGACUGUUACGGAACUGGUGAGCCAAAUAUUGAGCCUCAGUUUAUGGAAUGGGUGGGCGAAGGAGCAAAGUGUCCAUAUUGUGAAGGUUUUGGAUUUGUAACUUGUGAUGUAUGUGAAGGUAGAAAGGUAGUCGAUGCAUGAUAUAUGUACUCUUCUGUACAUGCAUCCUUGCAUACCUUCUUUUAUUCUCCAUUUUCUCUCCUGUCGCAAUACGUUUUUAUUGUAGUGAUCUGGUAGAUGGGCAGCUAAGUGAAGAUAUGUAUGUGCAUUAUCGUUUUUAUUUACAAAGACAAUAAAAAAAGUACCCUACAUGGUUGCACUUC
Molecule: messenger RNA, 1781 nt
Organism: Cuscuta europaea
Lineage: Eukaryota; Viridiplantae; Streptophyta; Magnoliopsida; Solanales; Convolvulaceae
Source: the annotation of a GenBank genome assembly